AUGCUCAGUUCACUGUGCGUCUGGUCGCUCCGCGGGCGCCAGUGGGCCGGCGAGCAGCAGCCGCAGCCGGUGCCAGCGCCGCAGCCGCAGUCCUCGCCGCCGCCGCCGCCACCACAGCAGUGCGCGCAGCCCGGCCCCGCCGCGUCCCCGGCGGGUGCCCCGCUUUCCCGCGGGCCCGGGGGCCGGCGCGCCGAGCCAUGCCCCGGGCUGCCGGCGGUGGCCAUGGGGCGGCACGGCGGCGGCGGCGGCGACAGCGGUAAGAUCGUGAUCAACGUGGGCGGCGUGCGCCAUGAGACGUACCGCUCCACGCUGCGCACCCUGCCGGGGACCCGGCUGGCCGGGCUGACCGAGCCCGAGGCGGCCGCGCGCUUCGACUACGACCCGGGCACGGACGAGUUCUUCUUCGACCGCCACCCGGGUGUCUUCGCCUACGUGCUCAACUACUACCGCACGGGCAAGCUGCACUGCCCGGCCGAUGUGUGCGGGCCGCUCUUCGAGGAGGAGCUGGGCUUCUGGGGCAUCGACGAGACGGACGUGGAGGCCUGCUGCUGGAUGACCUACCGCCAGCACCGCGACGCCGAGGAGGCUUUGGAUUCCUUCGAGGCCCCCGAUUCCUCGGGCGCUGCCAACUCCGCCAACGCCGGGGGCGCCCACGAUGCGGGCCUUGACGACGAGGCGGGAGCAGGAGGCGGCGGCCUGGACGGGGCCGGCGGCGAACUCAAGCGUCUGUGCUUCCAGGACGCGGGCGGAGGCGCCGGGGGACCUACCGGGGGCGCGGGCGGCGCGGGCGGCACGUGGUGGCGGCGCUGGCAGCCUCGCGUGUGGGCGCUUUUCGAGGACCCCUACUCGUCGCGAGCCGCCAGGUAUGUGGCCUUCGCCUCCCUAUUCUUCAUCCUCAUCUCCAUCACCACCUUCUGCCUGGAAACACACGAGGGCUUCAUCCACAUCAGCAACAAGACGGUGACGCAAGCCUCCCCAAUCCCUGGGGCUCCCCCAGAGAACAUCACCAAUGUGGAGGUGGAGACAGAACCUUUUCUGACCUAUGUGGAAGGCGUGUGUGUGGUCUGGUUCACCUUUGAGUUUCUCAUGCGUGUCACCUUCUGCCCAGAUAAGGUGGAGUUCCUCAAAAGCAGCCUGAACAUCAUCGACUGUGUGGCCAUCUUACCCUUUUACCUGGAGGUGGGCCUAUCAGGUCUCAGCUCCAAAGCCGCCAAGGAUGUGCUGGGCUUCCUGCGUGUCGUCCGCUUUGUUCGUAUCCUUCGUAUCUUCAAGCUGACACGUCACUUUGUGGGGCUGCGUGUGCUGGGCCACACGCUCCGCGCCAGCACCAACGAGUUCUUGUUACUCAUUAUCUUCCUGGCUCUGGGGGUCCUCAUCUUUGCCACCAUGAUCUACUAUGCUGAGCGCAUCGGUGCCGACCCUGAUGACAUCCUGGGCUCCAACCACACCUACUUCAAGAACAUCCCCAUCGGCUUCUGGUGGGCUGUGGUCACUAUGACCACCCUGGGCUACGGAGACAUGUAUCCCAAGACGUGGUCUGGGAUGCUAGUUGGGGCGCUGUGUGCCCUGGCUGGCGUGCUGACCAUUGCCAUGCCCGUGCCCGUCAUUGUCAACAACUUCGGCAUGUACUAUUCACUGGCUAUGGCCAAGCAGAAAUUGCCAAAGAAGAAAAACAAACAUAUCCCCAGGCCCCCGCAGCCUGGCUCACCCAACUACUGCAAGCCCGACCCCCCACCUCCACCCCCGCCACACCCCCACCACGGCAGUGGUGGCAUCAGCCCCCCACCGCCCAUCACCCCUCCUUCCAUGGGGAUGAAUGUGGCCGGGGCCUACCCACCUGGACCCCACACGCACCCUGGGCUGCUCAGGGGUGGUGCUGGGGGACUGGGCAUCAUGGGAUUGCCUCCUCUGCCAGCCCCUGGUGAGCCCUGCCCACUGGCUCAAGAAGAGGUGAUUGAAACCAACAGGGCAGGCAGUGACUUGGGUGUCCUGGAGGAAGGAGACCCCCGUCCCAAUGGGGACCCCGCGGCAGCUGCACUGGCCCAUGAGGACUGCCCCGCCAUUGACCAGCCAGCCAUGUCUCCGGAAGAUAAGAGCCCCAUCACUCCUGGAAGCCGGGGUCGCUACAGCCGGGACCGAGCCUGCUUCCUUGUCACUGACUAUGCCCCUUCCCCUGAUGGCUCCAUCCGAAAAGCCACUGGUGCUCCCCCACUGUCCCCCCAUGCUGGCGUAAGCCAGCCCCCCCAAGCUUCUUGCCCGACCUCAACGCCAACGCAGCAGCCUGGAUACCCCCCUAGUGGACGAGUCCCCUUCCCCCCAGGCUCUUGUCACCGCCUGAGACCUCGAGAGACCCUCGGGUUCCCCCUGUCCCUUCCCCCCAGGUUACGAGAAGUCCCGCAGCCUGAGCAGCAUUGUGGGCCUGAGUGGGGUGUCCCUGCGUCUCGCGCCCCUCGCCACGCCCCCUGGCUCACCCCGGGCCACGCGCCGAGCUCCCCCGACCCUCCCCUCCAUCCUCUAGUGCUUCCCUAACCCCUGUGGGAGGACUGGGGGUGAUGGGAAGGUCGAAAGGAGUUGGGAGUGGGGGAAAGGGUUCUUUUUUUUUUAAGUUAUUAAUAUGCAAAAGAGAAGGUGAUGCCAGCAGACGCCCCCGGGGCCUCUCACUCCCCACAUACUAGAGCCCCCACGAUAGAGGGGGCGGGGCUGGAGCCUGUCCCCCCCAACCCCUCCCCUCUUUCAAAAAAAAAAAAGAAAAAGCAAACCUCAGGUCUCCAUGAGCCAUAGGACACCCUUCCCAUCGACCCCUGUAAAUAACUAAAAGCUGAUUCCAUCUUGGGGCACCCACUCCAGUUUGCAUGCCUCCCCGACCCCUCUUCAGCAAUAAGCCGCCAGGAGCUGCCUGCAGAGUUGGAGGGGAGGCCGCUGGGAGCUUCUGGGGUAGGAGCUGACAUUUUAGGGGUCUUCCUGAUCACCCUCCAAAAGGGCGACCCACACAUCACUAAUCGAUUCAGGAAAAAAAAAAAAUACAAAAACAAAAAAAAACACAAACCUCUAGGAACAAGUAGGGAAAGGACGGCUGGUUAAUCAGCCGCAGCCUUGAGGCGCUCAGCUGGGGGUGGGGGCUCUGCCAGCUGCUCCCGGGCUUGGAGGACGCCAGCUGGUGCAUUCCACCCACGCCCGCCUCCGGGGAUCUGCUCCCUCUAUUCUGCAUGGACUUGGCCCUCCAGGCCCAGAACCCUCCACCCCACCCCGUCCCCACUGUAUCCCAGGACGUGAGACGAGCACCCUAGACUUACACGGGUUUAGACCCUGGCACCCUGCACUCCCAUGCCCCGUGCACUCCGGCGCCCCACCCUCCCCACUUCCAUCACUCCAUUUAUCCUUCCCUGGCCUGGACUGCGCCGCCAUGUUCUUCCCUCCUUCCCUUGCACUCCGGCUCACUUUCAGUCUUUUGGGGUCCUGACAGUCCUCGUGACCCUGCCAUUGCCUGGACACCCCCAUCUCCUCACGCCUCCCCGCACCCUAGACGGCCCCAACCUCCUGACAUCACAUUCCCCUGUCCCCAGGCGCCUCUGACUCAAGACCUUCCCAGAUGGGGUCGGUCUGAUUCCAGGGAGCUCCCACCAACUCCAGCAUCGCCGUCUAGGCAGCCCCCUCCUCAAGCACUUUAACCCGCGCCCCCUAUGGUGCCAAAACACAUUUCUUCCCGGCCACCAGAGUUUGCCAGAGCGUGGGACUUCGUUCCCUCUUAGUGUGCCCAAGUUUGCAGAGUGCACGGGUGUUUUAGACUUGUGUGCUCGUCGCAGGCUCGCUCUGGGCUGGUGCGUCCCGGCAGCGCAGCAGUGGGGUGUCGCCACUGAAGGCAAAUCAAGGAUGGGAUGGGACCCGAUGCUAAAGCGCUUGCCUAAUCUGCUAGAGUCGCAGGGUUCAAUCUCCGGCAACCCCUCUUACCCACGUGGUGGGGAGAGGACACGCCUUCCUCGGCUAGGAUCUCAGCCUGCCCUUCCCAGCAUUCCUUGCCCACCACGUGCCACGUUCGCGGGUGGAUAACUUUCUCAAAUCCCGUCUUGGCUCCAAGAUGCUACCUCCCCCAAGCCCAGAGACCACACCGGUCCCAGAAUCCUUAGCGAACUCCCCCUUUGGAGCUCGGUGGUCCGCAGAAUUAGCAAUCCCUUGUUCCCACAGCCUCAGGGAAACCUCCCGCUGUCACCGGAGUGUCGGUGGAGGUGUCCUUGGGCCCAAUUCUUGAUGCAACGAUUCCUAUGCAAGGGGCAUUGAGUCCCCCCUCCCCCCGCCGCCUUCCCUCGGGACCUUAAACCCUGGUGAGACAGGGGUUGAGGGGUGGGGUGGGAUCUGGUAGGGGCAAGGCAAAGGGCUAGGGGACUCCAGACACCAGGGUAUGGAGUGAGGACUCCUAAUAUUGCCAAAGGGUUCAACUUAUUUAAACAGCCCCUAUUAUCCCCACCCCGUCCCUCAAAGAGACGAGUGGGGCGGGGAAAGGCGAUAAGAGUCCUUCUGAAGGGUACUAACCACUCCCACUGUCUCCCCCUGCUCUCCACUUCCCCACACAUACCCAGCUUUUUAGUUAAGCUUUUGAAAAAGCUGCCAUCAUUGUAAACCUCUACAAAACGUGAUUUUCGCCCCUUUCCACAUCUCCCAAUUUACCAAACAGUGUGGGAUUCGGGGAGGGAGAGCCAGGUCUGGCCUCCCUUUUCCCCACGGCCGCCAGGGUGCCUGCAACUGCACGCAUGCGCUGCAUGACGCGCCCCCCCACACACACAAGCAUGCGUCGCGCACCCCUCCUGCGCUGGGGAGGGAAGCACGGACUUGGGGCUGGGGGCGGGGCGAUGGGGAGGAACGAUUGGUAGAGGGGAAGGGGGUCUUCCUGAGCUCAACGGCUCCCCUCCUUCCUCACACACUCACAGCAAUAAGUAUAUCUACUCCUAGACAGCGGACGGGCCUGGCCUGGCCUGGCGCGGGAGGGGCUGGCCAAGGGGCGCUCUCAGGGAUGGGGGCGGGUCCUGAGUCUGGGGGAGGGGAGGUCUGCAACUCUGGUGCUAAUGGCGGGUCUUUCUGGCCCACCCGCAGGCAGGGAGGGAGGAGUCGGCAGGCUCCUCCCCCAAGCCUCCCCCACGCCCACCCAGGGUGCAUGAACCACCCACGCAGAAGCUGCCGCAUGUCAACCCUCCCCCCCAAAAGAAACAGUGUCAUGCCCCUCCCCACCCUCCCUCCCACUCCCCUGCCCAAUAAAUGAUUCCUUUUCAUUUAGAA
Meriones unguiculatus (Mongolian gerbil) is the source of this 5268-nucleotide messenger RNA. RefSeq names its product potassium voltage-gated channel subfamily C member 3 (gene Kcnc3). The record is from RefSeq and is a predicted model, not a curated record. Lineage: Eukaryota; Metazoa; Chordata; Mammalia; Rodentia; Muridae. Gene Ontology annotation, biological process: protein homooligomerization; potassium ion transmembrane transport. Gene Ontology annotation, molecular function: protein binding; delayed rectifier potassium channel activity. Gene Ontology annotation, cellular component: dendrite membrane; neuronal cell body membrane; voltage-gated potassium channel complex.